Schistosoma spindalis is the source of this 1643-nucleotide messenger RNA. The record is from the annotation of a GenBank genome assembly. NCBI's taxonomy places the organism in Eukaryota, Metazoa, Platyhelminthes, Trematoda, Strigeidida, Schistosomatidae.
AAUAAUAAUAAUAAUAAUAAUAGAACAGUGAUGCUGCCAGAAAGUAGUGAGAACUUUCCUUGGCAAUGGUUAAUUGUACGUGACUAUGUGAGAAGAUUUCAAGAAGGAGAUCUGACUUUUCUUAGUUACUACUAUAUCAUCAACAUUUAAGGGCUAUCAUUUAUUAAUAUUACUUAUCAAGUUAUUUUAAUUAAACUAAUUUGUAUUCAUUCAUUUUUUUCUUUUUUUUUUUGAUUUAUUUUUAUUAUAGAUCAUGAUAAUAUAUUGUUAAUAUCCAAUGUUAUCCUUCUUUCUGUCUCUCUCUCUCUCUCUCUCUCUCUCCUUUUACCUAUCCAUUGACCUUUGAACUUUUUAAAAGAGAACAUAUUUAAACUAUUUUUGUUUUAUUCCUUUCUUACUCUUUUUAUUUAUUUAUCUAUAAAGUAAUAAUGAAUAUUUCUCUUCUUGUUUAUUUAUCUUUUUCGUUAUAUACUACUUAUUGUUUAGCUCAAAAUGAAUCAAAUCUAGUUGAUCAAUUAUCAAAUUUCUUUAUACGAAAUGAAACAUUUAUGAAUAUUCUAUCAUUCAAUUGGUUAAAUUAUUUUAUUAAUUUACCUGGUUCUAGUUAUUUCAUUGCAUUUAUUUAUUGGUUACGUCAUCCAUUACUUUUAUGUUUUUUAUUACCAUUUUUAUUAAUAUUUUUUAUAUAUUUUACUGUUCUAUUAUUACAUUUAUAUCAUUUACGUUAUUGGUUACGACGUUAUUUCAAUCAUUUAUUCAUUAAAUUUAGACAAUUAUCUAAUACAUCAACAAUAUCAACUAGUUCUAUAUAUUUAGAUACAUUAGUAGAAUUAUUACGUCAUAUUAUUGUUGUUAUAUGGGAUGCACAUGGACGUAUAUUUCAUGGUUAUGAAAUAAUUGGUAUGGAGAAAUUACCAUACAAUGGACCAAUUUAUUUAGUUUAUUAUCAUGGUACAUGUCCAUUUGAUGCAUAUUAUUUUACAUCAAGAUAUUGUAUUGAACGUGAUAGAUUUCCUGUUCCUGUUGUAGACAGAUUUUUAUUUCGUGUACCUGGACUUGGACGUUUACUAGAAACAAUCGGUGCAAUUAAAGGUUCUGUUGAUGAAUGUGUUGCUCAUUUGCAACCAGGUCAUAUUCUUAAAAAUGGUAAAGUUUCACAAGGUGAUGUAUUAUUAAUCUCUCCUGGUGGUGUUAGAGAAGCUUUAUUCUCUGAUGAAUUUUAUACAGUUAUGUGGGAGAAUCGUCGAGGUUUUGCACGUAUUUCUUUAUUAUCUGGACAACCUAUUUAUCCAAUGUUUACAGAAAAUAUUCGUGAAACUAUAAGAAUUGUACAAUUUGGUAAAGGUUGGUGGCGUAGUUUAUAUGAACGAACACGAUUACCGUUAGCUAUAUUUUAUGGUUAUUUUCCUGUUAAGCUUAGAACUUAUAUUGGUGAUCCAAUUUAUCCAUUGCCAAAUGAAACAUCUGAGGAAUUAGCUAGUCGAGUUCGUAUAUCUAUUGAAGAACUUAUCAAUAGGCAUCAAUUAAUACCGGCAAAUCUUUUUUGUGCUAUUAUGCAACGAUUCCCUAUAUUCGAUCGUUGGUUAACAAAAUAUAAACUUAAACGAUUUCAUCAUUAUCAUCAACAUCAAAGACGUACAUGA